Molecule: messenger RNA, 6084 nt
Organism: Ixodes scapularis (black-legged tick)
Lineage: Eukaryota; Metazoa; Arthropoda; Arachnida; Ixodida; Ixodidae
Gene: c12.2
Product: von Willebrand factor A domain-containing protein 8
Exons: 42
Coding region: 298-5886 (1862 amino acids)
Cellular component (GO): cytoplasm
Molecular function (GO): ATP binding; ATP hydrolysis activity
Source: RefSeq, a predicted model, not a curated record
CGCACCGGCCCGAGCCGCCCGAGCCGUACAUCAGCUGCAUCAGCUGGUUGCCGAUCCGAAAUCCAAAGUUCGCGCGUAGUGUGAUGGUGUGAUCUCGACGGUUCCUACUCAUUUAAUCGUAUCCCAUAUGUACUUUUCUUGAGAUAUGUUAUCCUCAGUGACAUUUUGGUUUUAGAGUAGAAAAUAAAAUGAGCCGUAGCGUUUGCGAACCACAGUAAACUCGCGUGAUCGAGAGCUGCAACCAGAAAGUUCUUUACCGCGUGUUCUCAAGCAUAAUUAGGAAAGUAAUGCUGAAACAUGGGAUUGUUCGUAAGACUACAGAAGUUACAAUUUGUGCAGCACCGUGUCAGUUUUAUUUCAAGCUGGGGGAACAAAACUACUCUUCGAUGUUGCCACGAUGCUAAAAUUAGGUUGGGAGACGUAUCCAUCAACACCAAGAAAGCGAAACACGAAGAACUUGUACCUGUCAAGUUCUUGGAUAGCACCCAGAAGCAAUCUGUUCUUCAGCACCUGAGAUGGAUGAUGCAGAAAGAUGCCCUGGGCCAAGACAUUUUUCUCAUAGGACCUCCGGGCGCGUAUCGACGUCGUGUCGCAUUCCAAUACCUGGAGCUUACUCGACGCGAAGUUGAAUAUGUUGCCCUCACUCGAGACACCACUGAAACCGACCUGAAACAGAGACGAGAAAUCCAGCAGGGAGCCUCUCUCUGUAUAGAUCAGGCAGCAGUCAAGGCGGCCACAGAGGGGCGCAUCUUAGUCCUCGAGGGUGUAGAGAAAGCUGAGCGCAACGUUCUGCCCGUUCUCAACAACCUGCUCGAAAACCGGGAGAUGCAGCUGGACGACGGCCGGUUCCUUGUGAGCCCUGCCAGAUACGACAAGCUGCUUGCGAGCUACUCAAAGGAGACUCUCGACAGCUGGAAGCUAGUCCGAGUCUCUGAAGAUUUCCGUGUUUUUGCCCUCGGUGUUCCCGUUCCGCCGUUCCGAGGCAACCCGCUUGACCCACCUUUUCGGUCUCGCUUUCAAGUGCGCAAGCUCGAGAACUCUGCUUACAAGGAGCAACUGGAAAGUUUAAUUGCUCGAGCAAGGAAUGUUCCAGAGAAAAGGUUGUCGAGCAUCUUGUCAUUUGUUCAUUCAUUGUUGGCAAGCAAGACACCAGCGUUGAUACUCCCCGACUUUCCUGUCGACAGCCUGGAAACGAUAGCAGACAUUAUGCAACGCUUUCCUUCGGUGUCUUUCCAAAGCCUGUUAGCAAGAAUCUAUCCUGAAGAAAUCCUUACGAAAGAGGGUAAAAAGGCAGUUCAGGACGCGCUGGCUAUGUUCAAUCUGGCUGGGGAUGGACAGUCCAAGUCUAAGAUUGAAGAGGCUGCAGUGUCCUCAAGUGACUUGUUUCAAAGGGCAAUUGUCUCCAUUGCUGGCAACAAGCACACUGUGGAGGUUAGCAGGGGCUCACUACCUCCAAAUACAGGAGCUGCUUCAGCAUUCAUCACCACACCUUAUCAUGAAAACUUGCUAGCAGAAAUGCUGAUGUCUCACUCUGCUUAUGAUAUCUGCCUCAUUGGUUCGAAGGGGUGCGGCAAGACUGCUCUCGUGAAGCAGUUUGCGAGCCUGCUGGGCUACGAACAGGAAGUGGUGCUGCUGUACCAGGACAUGGGAAGCCGUGAUUUGGUGCAGCAGCGUACGACACUUGCCGAUGGGAACACCACCUGGAUUGAAGCGCCGCUGGUCACGGCUGCUCUCGAGGGAAAGAUGGCUGUCCUUGAUGGCAUUCACAGGCUGCACCCUAGCACUAUUUCGCAACUGCAGAGGCUAACUCAAGAUCGAGAACUGCAGCUGUUUGACGGCAAGCGCCUAUUACGCCAUGAUCGUUAUGAUGCCAUAAAGUCAUCCUGUGGUUUCUCUGAUGGUGACAUGAAGACAAGGCAGCUGUAUAGGAUUCAUCCAUCGUUUCGCAUUGUUGCCCUUGCUGAGCCACCCUCGAGCAACCAGAAAGUGAAGCAGGAAAAAUGGCUAACUCCUGAGAUCCUGCCCAUGUUCCUGUUUCACUCUGUUAGAAGUCUGUCCCUUGCUGAAGAGAGGACAGUCAUUGAGAGCAUGGUUGGAAAACUUGGAACUAACAUGGAGAUGGUGCUAAAAAUUGCACAUCAACUUCGAGUUUCAGAUGAUGCUACACUGCAGUCCAUCGCAGGCUCCCUUUCUACCCGGCAGCUUCUAAGAAUUGCACAUCGCCUGGCAAAGUACCCUGACCUACCAGUCGUCGAUACUGUUUACAAGGCCUGCUUGGCUCAGUUCCUGCCACCGUUGGCGAAACAGGCCCUCGAACGUGAGCUCCAAAAUGCGGGACUUGACGUCAAGACAAUGCCGGUGCCCAAAGCGUUAGUGAGGUGUGAGGUCAAGGAUGGGAUGGUGGUCAUUGGUGACACCAAGAUGGACGUCUACAAGGCAGGCGACAGCCAAGUGAAAGUUCCCGACACCCUUUUCUACGACAACCAACAGCAUGCUGUAGUCUUGGAGGCCAUGCUGCAAGAUUUUCUGUUGGGGGAACACUUGCUCCUGGUGGGCAAUCAGGGUGUUGGCAAGAACAAGAUAGUCGACCGUUUUCUCUUCCUGCUCAACUGGCCCAGGGAAUAUGUGCAACUCCACAGAGACACAUCAGUGCAGUCACUCACACUACAACCCACUGUGAAAGGUGGUGUGAUUGUGUAUGAAGACUCGCCAUUGGUGAAAGCUGUCCAAAACGGUCACAUUCUGGUAGUAGAUGAAGCUGACAAGGCUCCGACACACGUCACGUGCAUCCUGAAGGCCCUCGUAGAAUCGGGGGAGAUGUUGCUGGCAGAUGGACGCAGGAUCGUCCACUACGCAGAUAGGGCCAAAGCCAAGCCCAAUUCGGUGGUGAUGCAUCCCAACUUCCGGAUGAUUGUGCUUGCCAACCGCCCUGGAUUUCCCUUUUUGGGCAACGACUUCUUUGGGUCGCUCGGUGACAUCUUCAGCUGUCAUGCUGUUGACAACCCAUCUAAGGAGUCGGAGAUGGCUCUCCUGAAGCAGUAUGGCCCCUCUGUGCCAACUGCGAUGCUGGAGAAAUUGGUGGCCGUGUUUGGAGACUUGAGGCAUCUCUCGGACGAGGGCCUCAUUGCGUAUCCCUUCUCGACACGUGAAGUUGUCAACAUUGUGAAGCACCUGGAGUCUUUUCCAGAUGAUGGAAUUGCCUCUGUCUUGAGGAAUGUCUUUGACUUUGACUCUUACAACAAGGAGAUCAGGAAGACUCUACUCUCAGUGCUUCACAAGCACGGAAUUCCUGUGGAUGCUGACCCAGAAGAUGUCCACCUCUCAAAAGUAUUUAAGCUGCCAUCUUCUACAUGGGUUAGCAAAUGGUCAUUUGAUAGAGCAGAUGCUUUGGGGCUGGAAGACUCCUGUUCUGUUGACAUCCAGGACUUGCAUGUAGAGCGACCGACAACUCUUGCAAAACAAUCCGCUGAUUUAGAGAAAACGGAAGCACGGUCCAUGUUCUUUUCUGAGCUUCAGCAUUACUGGUCACUGCCCUAUGGUGCCAGCACUACUACUUUAGACCUGGCUGUCUCUAAGAGUGAAGACGGCAGUGCAAUGAAUGAUACCAUUCACAUUGCUGCCAAAUUCCCCCUCGGACUGUACAGUUUCAGUCCGCGGCACUUGAAGUCGAGUUACCUGCUGUUGCAGCAGAGCUUUCCGUCUGGCUACACGUCGGAGACUUUCAGGCUUGCGGCACUAGGCGGCAGCUUACAAGGCUGUCUCGUUCUUCAUGAAUCUUUGACAAACAUGCUGCUGCUGCUUGAUCCUGAGACGGGGGAUGCCAGUCGCAUCAACCUGGGGUCCCUGACUCGGAACGUAGCGGAGCGGUUUGUUCGCUCUGUCUACAACUCCAACCUGCCCUCGGAGGUCUGCCUUGACUUGGUGCAGCCAAACAACCUGCUGGCAGCUUAUCAGCCUGGGAGGAGUCAUGUGAGCAUUCUUGACUUAGAAAACCGAAGCUGCCUGAAUUGGAAGCUGCCUGUUUCAGUAAACAAUGUACUGAUGCUGGAUCCGUCCAGGUGCAUCAUUACAGCUGGAGACACAAACAGGCGCUACUUGCUCUCGUGGGACCAGGAGAAGCCUCGGGGCAGCCAUGUCUUUUCACAGAUCACCGAAACUUCGCUCGAUGGAGGUUUGCAGGCCUACGAAGUUCGCCAUCCCUACCGGGCAGCCCAGGCAGACCUGCCUUUGGAGACGCUAAGGAGCAUUGUGGGGCCGGAUGGAAAGGCCACAUCAGCAGCAAGGCUGCUGCUGACCCAGCAGGACUUUGCUACAGUGGCACUGAAGAGCCCUGGUUCAGAACACAACUGGGAAGUACAUAGCUACCCACGUUCCAGCCUGCCUUGGGGGGAGCAAACUGUUGGGAGUGCCCACGAAGUGCCCAGGUCUGCACUUCUACAGAACUCAACACUCGUCGUCACUUCCAAGGGCCAGCACCUGGUACCGAAGGAAGCGUGGCCAGAGAAUGGUGCAUUUGGAGUCCCAAGCGCAUUUCUGGAGGCAGUGGACCUGAAUGACCAGACAAUCCGCUAUGUUCCCGUACCUCUGUCUCAGGCUGUGGCAUACCGUUUCCAAGACAAUAAUACUUCGGACAUUGUCAUGGAUGUCGGGAGCAACGACACCCUGGUGACGGCAGACCGCUCUGGGUGCGUUCAGGUCUGGGAACUAUCGGCGGCAAAGCUCAAGAGCUCCCUUGCAGAAUGGCAUCAGAUGAUUGGGGCUAACCAAACACCCCUCGAGCUGAAAAUCGAGAAAAGAGGCAAGCAAGCAACGGGCCCUAAACACGGCAAGGAGGACCCUGAAAACAUGCCCCACGUGGGGGGAAAUACGUGGGCAGGAGGCACAGGUGGAACGGAUACGGCCGGUUUAGGAGGUGCGGGAGGACCCUAUCGCCUGGACAAGGGACACCGGGUGCAUCAGCUGUCGGACAUGGAGAAGCAGUCGGUUCCUCCCGAGGUGCUCCAAGCGGCUCGGGAAAUGGCUCAGAAGGCUCUGAAGAGCAGGCUGAAAGAAAUUGACAUGAGUGAGCAUGAUGCUGCACUGUACGAACAGUUUUCUGGCUCUGUGCAACGGCAAGUUCAGCUUCUUCGCGUCAUCUUGGACGGUCUGCAGGCUACUAGUAAAGAGAGACAGUGGCUUAAGCACCAGUCCUCCGGGGACCUCGAUGACUCCAAGCUGAUUGAAAGCAUCACGGGAGAGAAGACCAUCUACCGUAAACGAGGGGAGCAAGAGCCGGAGAUUGGAAGUCCCCAGGUGAAGCCUAAGCGCCUUCGCCUGGUCGUGGAUGUCAGUGGUAGCAUGUACCGCUUCAACGGCUACGACUCUCGCCUCGAGCGGGAAAUGGAAGCUGUCCUUAUGGUGAUGGAGGCGCUCCAGGGCUUUCAAAAUAAGUUUGUUUAUGACAUCCUUGGACACUCGGGUGAAGAAAGCCGUUUAGACCUUGUCAAGGCAGACAAACCACCUACAAAUGACAAGGAAAGAUUCAAGGUUCUUCAGGAGAUGCAUGCACAUUCCCAGUUCUGUAUGAGUGGAGACAAUACCCUCUCGGGUACAAAAGAGGCCAUCGAGAGUGUGGUGGGAGACGAAUGCGAGCAGCACUUUGUGAUUGUGCUGAGUGAUGCAAACCUCGAACGCUACGCCAUACCAGCUAAAAGCUUUGCACAAGUCCUGACUUCAAACCCAGAGGUGGAUGCUUUUGCUGUGUUCAUCGGCUCGCUGGGGGACCAGGCUGCCAGGCUGCAGAAGCGACUGCCUGCUGGUCGUGCCUUCGUGUGCUUGGACACUUCUGAAUUGCCGCAGAUACUGCAGCAGAUCUUCACCUCUAGCCUUCUUCGUUCUUCGAGUUGAAAAUUUUAAAAUAUCUUUUGUUCCACUGGGGGUGACCAUCAAAAAACUAUAGACGUGUGGCAGAACAAGUCGCAUUGUAUCAAACCAUUAUAAUUAUUGUGAUACAUAUAUGAUUCCAUCGUUACAGGACUGUGAGGUCCACUGAAUAGUUUAUAUAUUAAGAAAUAAAGCAAAUGUUUUUUUUUGUUGGUGAACAAA